GUGAAAUCCGAAUACAUAAACACUUUCUCAUGAUCGCGAAGAUGGAAAACUGCGAGAGUCAUCACCGCACCUCUAAACAUUUUCCAACAUCUCAUUUACAUCACCAGCCAUGUCUCCCCGACAGCUUCCUACUCAACAACUAGGUCGUAAUGGGCCACAUGUCCCUCGAAUCGGCUUCGGUUUGAUGGAGCUCAGCACUGGCUAUGUGGAAACAUCUCUGUCUGAUGAAGAACGUUUCAAGGUCUUAGACAGAGCUUGGGAGAUCGGAGCUACCUUCUGGGACACCGCAGCCGGCUACGGAGACAAUGAAGUUCUUCUUGGAAAGUGGUUUAACCUGCACCCAGAAAGACGCAAGGACGUAUUUCUCUCCACCAAGUUUGGUGCUCGGGUGGAGUGGGGAGAAGAUGGCAAGGCCAAUUUCGUGAUUGAUAGUUCGCCCGAGAACUGUCGACGCAGCUGUGAAAAGAGUCUUCAGAAUCUUGGAGUUGAUGUCAUUGACUUAUUCUAUGUGCACCGGUUCGAUCGUGUCACUCCCGUGGAGAAGACUAUGGAAGCCUUGGUGGAGCUGAAAAAGGAAGGCAAGAUUAGGUGUAUCGGGUUAUCUGAGCCAAGCUCGGACACUGUCCGCCGCGCUUGUGCCAUCCAUCACGUCACGGCAGUUCAGAUUGAAUACAAUCCUUGGACACUUGACAUAGAGACAGAAGCGGGCACGAACCUGCUGGCAACCUGCCGCGAGCUUGGUGUAGCCACUGUUGCCUAUUCUCCUCUUGGUCGUGGAUUUCUUUCUGGCAGGUUCAAGUCUUUUGAGGAUCUAGGCCCGGAAGAUAAGCGGCAUGCACUUCCUCGGUUCAGCCCGGAGAACUUCGACAAGAACCUGGAGCUUGCCAAGGUGUUUACUUUGAUGGCGGCAACCAAGAACUGCACUCCCGCUCAGGUUGCGCUAGCUUGGAUCAUGUUUCAGGGGCCCGACAUGUUCCCAAUUCCGGGCACAAAAACUUUGAAGUAUUUAGAGCAAAACGUCGAGGCUGUCAAUGUCAAUAUCACUCUUGAAGAUGACAUGCACAUUAGGGAAACAAUUAAGGCGAUGGGAGGAGCGAGAGGAGCGAGACAGGUUGCUCAGGGGAACGCGCUCGCCGAUACGGCGAAACUGGUUUGAAUGAGACUGCGUGGAGAGAUAAGACAGGCCGUGUUUGAUAUCAAGAAAGCCUACUGUGUGACUACGAGGGCCCUCGUUAGUGGGCAAGAUAGUCAUAUUUCAAAG
Xylaria bambusicola is the source of this 1261-nucleotide messenger RNA. RefSeq names its product Aldo/keto reductase-like protein. The record is from RefSeq and is a predicted model, not a curated record. Gene Ontology annotation, cellular component: cytoplasm. The transcript is spliced from 3 exons. Lineage: Eukaryota; Fungi; Ascomycota; Sordariomycetes; Xylariales; Xylariaceae. Bases 110 to 1156 code for a protein of 348 amino acids.